This is a messenger RNA of Triticum dicoccoides, 1256 nucleotides long. RefSeq names its product mediator of RNA polymerase II transcription subunit 15a-like. The transcript is spliced from 7 exons. Gene Ontology annotation, biological process: regulation of DNA-templated transcription. Bases 111 to 797 code for a protein of 228 amino acids. Gene Ontology annotation, molecular function: chromatin DNA binding; transcription coactivator activity. The record is from RefSeq and is a predicted model, not a curated record. NCBI's taxonomy places the organism in Eukaryota, Viridiplantae, Streptophyta, Magnoliopsida, Poales, Poaceae.
CGCCGUCGUCUCGUUUUGUAUAUACAAAAGGCAGAGGCGGGGCGCCUCCACCUCCACCUCCAUCCCCUCGAGGCCUCACCAGCCAGAAUACUACACACGAAUCACCAGCCAUGGACGCCAACUGGGGCGUUGGCGUUGGCGUUGACCUGAACGCCCCGCCGCCCACCGGCGGCGACUGGCGCGCCCAGCUCCUGCCCGAGGCGCGCAGCAGGGUCGUCAACAAGAUAAUGGAAUGUCUGAAGAAGCAUCUGCCGGUAUCAGUGCCAGAGGGACUGAACGAACUUCAAAUCAUCGCUGUGCGGUUCGAAGACAAGAUCUAUGCUGCAGCGACCAGCCAGUCUGAUUAUUUGCGCAAGAUCUCUCUGAAAAUGCUAUCUAUGGAGACGAAGACACAACCUGGAAAUGCUCAAGUGAUUCCAAAUCAAAUGAACCUCGGUCAAGCCUCUCCAGCAUCAUGUUUAAGAAUGCCCGACGGAACCCCCUGGCGGCCCACCCAGGGGCCAGACCCCGCUGCAGUCGCUGCUGCCGUCGCCGCCGCCGGCGUUCACCCGAACGCCUCGGCCCCCACCGGAGGCGAUUGGCGCCCCCAGCUUCAGCCCGAGGCGCGCAGCAGGAUCGUCAAUAACAUAAUGGAAUCUCUGAAGAAGCAUCUGCCAGUAUCAAGGCCAGAGGGACUGAACGAACUUGAAAAAAUUGCUGUGCGAUUCGAAGAGAAGAUCUAUAAUGCAGCGACCAGCCAGUCUGAUUAUUUGCGGAAGGUUUCUCUGAAAAUGCUAUCUAUGGAGACGAAAACAUAACAGGCUCCUGAAAAUGCUCAAGUGAUUCCAAAACAACCCCGGUCAAGAUGCAUAAGCUGACGAUUAUCGUGAUACUAAGUUCGCUAGCGGUAUGAUGACUAGGUGUAUUCUCAAUUGCUUGUUCGUGUGGGGAUGGCGUCUCUCCAUGUUCGAGUGUGAUGUAUGUUUCCACUGCCAAAUGAAGAAGUUGUGCUUGUGCCCUUAGUGCCGUUGAGGUGCCAUGUAAUAAGUUAGACAUUGUGUAAGACUAUGUUGUUUAAUGUAUGGAAUUUCUGUAUCAACCACGCUUCCUAGCUUCAUGAUCCUGGGGCGUGAGCCGACUAGAUAGGAAAGCGAGGCUGGAUUAACAAUUUGAAGCUAAUAAUGUUUAAACAGUGUAUGACUAGUUUUGUAUAUACAAACAAAGAUAAGGAUGUAAUGUCUAUGCUCAGGUCAGGGAAAGUUAUUGCCCUUUGGACA